Molecule: messenger RNA, 2985 nt
Organism: Thecamonas trahens ATCC 50062
Lineage: Eukaryota; Apusomonadida; Apusomonadidae
Product: Ras guanine nucleotide exchange factor A
Exons: 2
Coding region: 1-2985 (994 amino acids)
Biological process (GO): positive regulation of GTPase activity; Ras protein signal transduction
Cellular component (GO): plasma membrane
Molecular function (GO): guanyl-nucleotide exchange factor activity
Source: RefSeq, a predicted model, not a curated record
AUGGCGGGCUUCUUACGCUUCCUGCUCUCACGAAUGGUCUCGCGCUUGAUGCGGACCGAGGGCCCACCUGUGCCCGAGCCGCCGACCUCGUCCGGUCUCCCGCCGCCACCGCUGCCUCCGCCGGCACACUCGCCUGCGCCACCCAUGCCCGCACCGCUGCACCCUGCCGGGAACCGCGGCCAUGCCGGAUCGGCACCCGGGCCUGCCCUCCCUCCUCCGCCGCCGGUACUUGCGCUCGAUGCGACAGGGGUCGACGAGGCGUACUACGACAACCUCGAGGACGACGUCAACGAUGACGACGACGACGACGACGACGACAACUACGAUGAUGAUGACGAUGAUGAUGACGAUGACGUCGACGAAGAGGAAGAGCUGCGGAGGCGCAGGGCUACCGGCCGAUCUGACGAUGGCCUCUUCGGCAAUGUCCUCUCCGAGCUGAUCAAGGCCCGCGUGCCCGGACGGAGGCAGUCGGGCAGGUCUCGCAGCGGACGGACGCUGCCGUCGACGCCUGGUGAGCCGUCCCGGCUCUCAUCGUCGUCAAUGGCUGCUGCAGCUGCCGCACGGGCGGCAGGUCCAGUCAGAGGCGGUGGGAACGGCUCUCCGCGUCGGCUCGCCCACGAUGGCUCGCUCACUACGCCGUCGGGCUCGCCGCGCUCCAAGCGGGCGUCGCUGGCGGCAGACGACUCGCUGACCGAGGGCAUUUCGUCGAACGACGACGAGACGGCCGAAGACUUCUCCGACGACGAAUACUCGACCAUGCUGGCGUAUGGCCACUUUCAGUCGGCCAACGCGUCCAAGGACUCGUUCCGCUACGUCGCCAACACCCUCCUGCACUCGUCGCUCUCCAUCGAUGACCCGACGCUUCCGCCGCCGCUCCCGCCGCCAGCCGCCGCGCCUUCUAACCUCAGCACCCGCAGCCCGCCGCCGCCGCCGGCCGGCUCACUCGCCACCCCGGCAAGCCGCCAGGCCUACCGUGCCCAGCGCGCCUCGACCUCGGGCACCUUUGGCCUCCUGUCUGAGCGCCCCAAGAAGCCCGCCCGCCCGCCGCCGCGCCCGCCUAGCAUGCCGUCGUCGCCCGCCUCAUCGCCGCCGGUCUCACCGUCAUCGGGCUCGUUCCCCGCUCCGCCGCCGGCGCUCUCGACCCGUCCCCCGCCGGUCGGCCCGCGGGUCUCGUCGCAGCGCUCGUCAACGAUAACCGCGCUCUCGCGGAGCGCGCCGCCGCUUCCGCGCUCGCGGCCGUCGUCGAUGCCGCUCAAGGCCCGCAUCGCCCCGCCGUCGUCGUCGCUCGGCAAGCGCAUGUCCGCGCCCGUCGACUCCUUCCGCACCUCGACUCCGCCACCGCCCGCCCUCCUCCUCGCUCCGCUCCCGCUCGUCCCGCGGCUCGCGCCCGACACCCGCACCGCCCUCGAGUCGGCCCGCUCCCGCGGCAAGCCGUCGUCGUCGCGGUCCGGCACUGCGCCCGGUGGCUCCCAGUCGCCGCGCGGUAAGCGGUUCUCACGCGACCUCUCGACCCGCACGCCGCCGCCACCGCCGGCCCCAGCGCCUGCAACCGCCUCGCCGCCGCGGACCAAGCCACGGGUCUCGGUGCCGGGCGCCGACGCGCAAGCCAAGAAGACCAAGAUGAACCUCGCUCGCGACAUCAACCUUCUCGGCGCUGCUCGCGGCAUUUUCGAGCCCGAGCCUGUUGCGGAAGAAUACGUUGAUCGGGCCGACCUCCGAUGGAUGACCGCCGACGAGCACAUCGCCGCCUUUGGCGAGGGCUCGACCGAGAUCCGCGAGAUCGACGCCGCCUCGCUCGCUGCCCUCGUGGAGCAGGCCACCCACAAGCGGUCGAACACCAAGCUCCAGAUGCAGCUCCUCCUCUCGUACCCAGGCUACACCACAGCCCACGACCUGCUUGCUGCCAUCAUCGACCGCUACUGCAUGGAAGUGCCGCUCGGCCGCGAGAAGGAGGUCAUCCCGGUCCGGGUCCAGGCCUUCCACAUGCUCAAGCUCUGGCUCGCCGAGCGCCCGUUCGACUACACCGAAGACCCCAAGCUGGCCGACGCGCUCCGCGCCUUUUUCGACGGCACUCUCCCCUCGAUGGGCCUCGCCCGCACCGGCCAGGUCCUCAAGCGCUGCCUCGCAAAGACGCUCGAAACAUACUGCGGUGACGGCCAGUCGCUCAAGGCCUCAGACAUCCUCUCGGCCCACGCCAUGAUCAAGGCGCCCGCCGCCGCCACCAUGGGCCUCGCCUGGACCGACAUCUCGGACAAGAUCCUCUCGGAGCAAGUUACCCUCUAUGAUGUCGAGCUGUUCAAGAAGAUUGGCGUCCGCGAGCUGUUCAACAAGGCCUGGUCCGACAAGCACCGCAAGCAUGAGCGCGCGCCCAACGUGCUUGCCGUCAUCUCAUGGUUCAACCACUUUUCGUCGUGGAUCAUCACCCAGAUCGUCUCCGAGACUUCGUUCAAGGCCCGCGUUAAGCUCGUCGCCCGCUUCAUCACCCUCGGCAACCACUUCCGCGUCCUCAAUAACCUCUCGGGCGUCAUGGCCGUCGUCGCCGCUCUCAAAACCGCAGAGGUCAAGCGCCUCGCAAAGACCUGGGAAAAGAUGUCGUCCGCCGACAUGCUCCGCUUCGAAGCCCUCACCGACAUCGUCUCCAUGAAGAAGAACUACGCCAACAUGCGCCGCAUCGCGAACUCCACCCCCGAUGACGGCUUCUGCCUCCCCUACCUCGGCAUGUACCUCUCAGACCUGACCUUUAUGGAGGACGGCAAUGUCGACACCGUCGACGACGGCCUCAUCAACUUUCGCAAGUGGCGCGGUGUUGCCUCCAUCAUCGGCAUCAUCCAGCGCCAUCAGAAGAUGCAGUUCAACAAGCCUGUCCACACCGCCGUCCGCGCCUACAUCAAGACCGCCACCAUCUUUGACGACGAGCGCGCCUACGAGGAGUCGCUCCUCCGCGAGCCGCGUAAGAAGAAGCGCAAGAAGGCUACCAAGAAGUAG